AUGAGUUUCGACGGUUACAAAACGCUAAUAAAAGAAGGCGACGUGGUGAUAGUGUAUCUAACGCCAUCGCAAAUAUAUUCGGUCGAAGCGCUACCGAAAAUAACUAACAAAAAAGGCAACAGAGUAGACAACGUGUUUCAAACGCCCUACGGAGCCCUCAGAUGCGGCGAUUUGAUCGGAGCACGGUUCGGAACGAAAGUACAAUUAAGCAAAGGCUGGGCCUACGUUCUACAACCGACGCCCGAACUGUGGACGGUGACCCUUCCUCAUCGGACCCAAAUCAUAUACACGCCCGAUAUAAGCAUGAUCAUACUCCAAUUGGAAAUCAGUCCGGGCAGCGUGGUGGUGGAAAGCGGAACCGGCAGUGGAUCCUUAUCGCACGCUUUGAUUAGAGCGGUCAAACCGCACGGACAUUUGCACACGUUCGAGUUCCACGAGGGUCGAGCCGCGACAGCACAGGAGGAAUUCAAGCAGCACGGUUUAUCGCAGUACGUUACGGUGAGGCAAAGGGACGUGUGCGAGCGGGGCUUCGGCGAUGAAUUAAACGAUACAGCAGAUGCGGUGUUUUUGGACCUUCCGCAUCCCUGGCUGGCCGUUCCGCACGCCAUCAGAGCGCUCAAAUCGACGGGCGGGAGGCUGUGCUCGUUCUCGCCGUGCAUCGAACAGGUGCAGAGGACCUGUUUGGCCUUGCUCAAAGCCGGAUUUCAGGAGAUGCAAACGAUGGAGGUGCUCCAGACGCAGUGGAGCGUUCAACAACGGAACGUGCCCGUCGUGAAUUUGGAAUUCGUUAGAACGGAAAAGGCGGCCGGAGAGGCCGAGAAGAAGGAACGGGAAACCGCGAAGGCCGUGGUGGCGGUUCCUCCGGCUAGUUUGCCGGGGCAUACGGGUUAUAUGACGUUUGCUACGUUACCUCCUUUGUGGGCUAGAACGUUGCAAAUGUCUUUAAACGAAACUGAUAUAGACGCAGAAGGAGACGCGGAAUGA
Molecule: messenger RNA, 984 nt
Organism: Phyllotreta striolata
Lineage: Eukaryota; Metazoa; Arthropoda; Insecta; Coleoptera; Chrysomelidae
Source: the annotation of a GenBank genome assembly